Tachysurus fulvidraco (yellow catfish) is the source of this 4767-nucleotide messenger RNA. It is a transcript of the gene pank4, whose product is annotated as pantothenate kinase 4 (inactive). Lineage: Eukaryota; Metazoa; Chordata; Actinopteri; Siluriformes; Bagridae. Bases 168 to 2513 code for a protein of 781 amino acids. The transcript has 20 exons. Gene Ontology annotation, biological process: coenzyme A biosynthetic process. The record is from RefSeq and is a predicted model, not a curated record. Gene Ontology annotation, molecular function: pantothenate kinase activity; ATP binding. Gene Ontology annotation, cellular component: cytosol; nucleus.
UGAACGGAUUCAACUCGUGCUUUGAAUGCUACUGGUCCUAAAAUGCACACUAGCGUACUAUAAAGUGCGGUGAGACGCUCCGUCACUGCUGAAUGCGCACUAUUCCUUCAUACUACUAAGUAGGCUAGUGUGCAGUUUGUGCUUGUUGGUCAAAACAAGUACGGAAGAUGGCGACGGACGGAGGCACUGACAGCGGCUCGCACAGCAUGGAUAAAAGCAUAACCCUUCCUCCGGAUGAAAUAUUUCGGAAUUUGGAAAAUGCCAAGAGGUUCGCAAUAGAUAUAGGUGGCUCGCUGACAAAACUGGCGUAUUACUCCACCGUACAGCACAAAGUGGCCAGAGUGAGGUCAUGCGAUCAUACGGCCAAGACAAGCAUUCAGAACGAAGCAGACGGAGAGCCGCUGUACGAGAUCUCGGUCCAGGAGGAGAUCACGGCUAGGCUCCACUUCAUCAAGUUCGAGAACCGCUACAUUGAAACCUGCCUGGAUUUUAUCAAAGACCACCUGGUGAACACGGAAACCAAAGUUAUCAAGGCUACAGGAGGCGGAGCGUACAAGUUCAAAGAUCUGAUCGAGAAGAAGUUAAAACUCAAAGUGGACAAAGAGGACGAGAUGUCGUGUCUUAUCAAGGGCUGUAAUUUUGUUCUGAAGAAUAUCCCUCAUGAGGCUUUUGUUUACGCGAAACAUGCUGACCCUGAGUUUCGCUUCCAGAACACACACCCAGACAUCUUCCCUUAUCUUUUGGUUAAUAUCGGCUCUGGAGUUUCCAUCGUCAAGGUUGAAUCGGAGGACAAAUUCGAGCGCAUCGGCGGAAGCUCCAUCGGCGGUGGGACGUUCUGGGGUCUUGGAGCUUUGCUUACAAAAACCAAGAGAUUCGAUGAGCUUUUACAGUUGGCCUCCAAGGGACAGCACACCAGCGUGGACAUGUUGGUUAAGGACAUCUACGGAGGAGGGUCCGUGUCUUUGGGACUGCCGGGAUACCUUAUAGCGAGCAGCUUUGGGAAAUCUGCCACCACCGAUAAAGAGUUCUCCAAAGAAGACAUGGCUAAGAGCCUGCUGCACAUGAUCAGUAACGAUAUCGGUCAGCUAGCGUGUCUCUACGCCCGAUCGCACAACCUCACCCGAGUUUACUUCGGCGGAUUCUUCAUCCGAGGUCACCCAGUAACCAUGCACACCAUCACCUACAGCAUCAACUUCUUCUCCAAGGGUGAAGUUCAGGCUUUGUUUCUAAGACACGAAGGUUACCUGGGUACUAUAGGGGCAUUUCUGAAGGGUGCAGAAGAAGACAAUCCUAAUCAGUACAGCUGGGAGGAAAACUACGCCGGCAGUUCCGGCCUCAUGAGCGUGUCUCCGGAUGUGAAUCCUAUGCAGCGAGCACGAAGCGGCACGUUUCCUUUUGACAUGUUGGAGAUGGAUCGUUUGGAGAGGCAGCUGGUGAACUUGCCGCUCCUGCAGGACCCUUCGUCUUACAUCCCCGACACUGUGGACCUCACAGAGGACGCUCUGGCUAGAGAAUACUGGCUCUACUGUUUUGAAGAUGCACUGGAUGGGGUGGUGAAGCGAGCUGUGGCCAGUCAGAAAGACCAGCCUGAGGCCACAGAGAGGGCAGAGAAGUUUCGCCAGAAGUACAGACACAAGCUACAGACGUUACGCCAUCAGCCAUUCGCUUACGGAUCGCUCACUGUUCGGAGUCUGCUCGACACCAGGGAACAUUGUCUGAACGAGUUCAACUUUCCUGACCCUUAUUCUAAGAUCAAGCAGAAGGAGAACGACAUGGCGCUGAAGUACUACCAGAAAGUGGUGCAGUCUCUGGAGGAGCUGAACUGGGAGCAGAGGCAGUUCACUCUGGUCCGAGGCCUGCUGGCGGGCAACGUGUUCGACUGGGGAGCCAAAGCUGUGUCCGACAUUCUGGAGACCGAUCCGCAGUUCGGGUUCGAACAGGCAAAGCAGCAGCUGCAAGAGCGUCCGUGGCUUGUAGAUGCCUAUAACCAGUGGAUUGAAAGAUUGAAGGGUCCUCCUCAUAAAUGUGCGUUGUUUUUCGUAGAUAAUAGUGGAGUGGACAUUAUUCUAGGUGUUUUCCCCUUUGUAAGAGAACUUCUUAUUCGAGGCACAGAGGUUGUUCUCGCGAGUAACUCGAGUCCUGCACUGAAUGACGUGACUAACAGCGAGCUGCAGAUCGUCACUGAGAGAAUAGCUGCUAUGGAUCCUGUCAUUCAAGCCGGAGUAAAAGAGGACAGACUGACGUUAGUUCAGAGCGGAUCCAGUUCUCCCUGUUUGGACUUGAGUCGACUGGACAAAGUCCUGGCCACGGUGGUGCGAGAGCGCGGCACGGACCUGGUGAUCAUCGAAGGCAUGGGUCGUGCCAUCCAUACCAAUUACUACGCCAUGCUGAACUGCGAAAGCCUCAAGCUGGCCGUCAUCAAGAACUCGUGGCUGGCCGAGCGACUCGGCGGCAAGAUCUUCAGCGUGGUCUUUAAGUACGAAGUUCCCUCCAAAACUCAAGGGCAACAUUAACAGCCCGUUUCUGACGUUCACUCGUCUCAGUCGGGAGGAUGGGACAGGACACGGCACGGUGAGACCCGCACGCCACACGCCUCCAGGACGUGCCGUCACGUUUGUGCCUCUCUGCCACGUCUUUCAGAUUGACACGACGAUUGUAUACACGAGGGCAGAUUUUUUUUUUUCUUUUUUUUUUUUCUUCCCCUAGUCAAUAAUAAUAAUAUUAUUAAUUCUAAUAAUCGUGUCCCACUCGUCGCAUGUUCACCUCUGCUCUGAAAUCUAGUGCUUUUCAAACAGCCGGUUUAUCCGGAUGGUGGGGAGUCGGGGCAGGGGAUUGUCUCAGUGGCAAACGUCAAUAAUAAUAAAAAAAAGCACUAUAAAAUUGGUUAUUUUUCCCAAAGCACAGAUAUAAACUAUUAACAGGCUUUUGUAGGUUCGGAUAGAGAUUUGUGAGCAGGUUGUUGUUCUCUCUCGGUUCAGACGUUCACUCGUUUGAAGUAAAAAUCCUAAAACAUUACAGGGCUAAUCGUGAUUUAUUUAUUUAUUUUUGUUAGAUGACAUUUAACGUGACGUAACGUAUACAUAUGUGCCUUGAGUCAAUAUGGUGAUCUGUUUGAAAUGACGGUGCACCACAAAGUGUGUGUAUGUGUGUGUUUGUGUCUGUAUGUGUGUGUGUGUGUGUGUGUGUGAGAUAAGUCAGAGAAGCAAUACUCCAGCACGCUUUUUUCCAAGCCGGUCUCUCUGCAGUCCAUCUGUGUAGAACAACGUUAACAUGUUUACCUGCAUUGAAGUGAAAAAUAAACCACAUUCUAUUUAAAUGGACACUUUUACAUUGUUUACAGCGCACUUGAAGUUCGAUCGUAGAUUAACUUGCACAGAGACUUCGGUCGUAAAUCUUAUUAAACAACCUAAACACGUCGAACGUUUCGACGACUUCGGCCACGCCGAAGCUUCCUGAGAGGAGACGUUUCGUUUACGAAAGGAGUCUCUCGUGUGUUUUUGUUUUUGACACGACAACCUGAUUUUUUUUUUUCCUUCGUUAAAUUGUCCAAUAGAGAUAAAAAAAACCCACCAUUAACUUUAAGAGGGAGGCAAACUUUUGCUGUCAACAGGAAAUUUCACGAAAAGGUUUAUUAAUUGCCCCAUCAGCUGCACUUACAUGUUUAUUUUUGGAGUUCGGUGGAAAGUUUUUUUUUCUUCAAUACAGGGAAAAAGCGUACAGAUGCUGUGAAUAGAGAUUUAAAAAAAAAAAACUGUGGAGUAUUCCUUAAAUUCAUUAUGUUCACUCACUGCCAUUCAGGAAUAGCUACUAAGAUAUGUUGUGCUAUAAUAAAUGAAAAAUAAAAGAAAAGAACAGAACAGAAAAAAAAACCUUUGUUUCUACAGUAUACCACAUUUUCCUGCGCUACCACUAGCCACCACGAGGUGUCAGUAUUGUAUCAUUAAAAUCCAGCUCUGUCCAUCACUCAGCUCAUUUUCUAUGUAGCCUCAAUGCAAAUUAUAGUUUUCUCUUUAUUUUAUUUCUACACGCCAUCUUAUAUUUUUGCUAAAACAGUUUUAAUGCUUGUUUUCUCAGUCUAAAUCCUCUUCGGAGUUGUUGAGGAAACCGUGGCUCAUCUGACUCAGCUGUUCAGGGUCAUUUGUCCCACGACAAAACGUAUAAAUGAAAACGUUUUGCACAGAAUCACACACUUAUGCAAAAGGGCUGUUGUGUAAAUGCCUGGCAGUUUACGGCAAGAAUCGUCUCUAUUAUGUGAGGACGGGAGAAAUUUCAGCGCAAGCUUUGGUUAUAGAAUCAUAAAUCCUGUACAGGAAUUAAUUACAAUCAUUUAGUUUUGUUGCUGUAUUUUUAUUAUUAUUAUUAUUAUCAUUAUUAUUGAUAAUCACUGUUUGCUUUAUAUACAAAGAUGUAAAUCGGGUAGGAAGUCAGCGAUCGCAAUAACGUUGGAAAUUAAGAGUUGCACAAAAUGCGAAUGUAUGAAUGUGUUCUUUUAGUCGGAGGAAUUAGUCGACAAAUCUAAGACCAAAGCCGUUAGGAUCGUCCUCUUGAUUACUUCCCCACCCCAACCCUCCAUGUGUCCAAAUACAUCUUUAGAUUUUGUAAAGUCGUGGAUAUGUAAAUACAAUGUAAGUGUGUACAUAAGUGUUGCGUUCCUUAUGGCAUUUCUGAGAUGCACAGUAUUUUAGCUAAAAGAAAUAUAUCUACUUUCUCUUGACAAUCACAUGGAAAUCGAUGUUAAAUAUAUUUUGCAAUGUCUUCACACAGUAA